Molecule: messenger RNA, 2528 nt
Organism: Dama dama (fallow deer)
Lineage: Eukaryota; Metazoa; Chordata; Mammalia; Artiodactyla; Cervidae
Gene: SH3GL1
Product: SH3 domain containing GRB2 like 1, endophilin A2
Exons: 10
Coding region: 179-1285 (368 amino acids)
Biological process (GO): synaptic vesicle uncoating
Cellular component (GO): presynapse; glutamatergic synapse; cytoplasm
Molecular function (GO): protein binding
Source: RefSeq, a predicted model, not a curated record
GGCUCGGGAGGGUCUGAGGCGGCGCCGGGGCGGGCGGAGCUGGCUUGAGGGCGGCGGAGGCGGUGCCGAAGGGGCCCGCUGAGGCGCGCUGGGGGUUGGUGGCGCCCGGAAACCUGUCGCUUGCGCGGUCCCUCCGGCUCGCUGGGUCCGGGCGGCAGGCCCGACUGUGGAAGGCAGCAUGUCGGUGGCGGGGCUGAAGAAGCAGUUCUACAAGGCGAGCCAGCUGGUCAGUGAGAAGGUCGGAGGGGCAGAAGGGACCAAGCUUGACGAUGACUUCAAAGAGAUGGAGAAGAAGGUGGAUGUCACCAGCAAGGCUGUGACAGAAGUGUUGGCCAGAACCAUUGAGUACCUGCAGCCCAACCCAGCCUCUCGGGCCAAGCUGACGAUGCUCAACACGGUGUCCAAGAUCCGAGGGCAGGUGAAGAAUCCUGGCUACCCACAGUCAGAGGGCCUGCUGGGCGAGUGCAUGAUCCGCCAUGGGAAGGAGCUGGGCGGCGAGUCCAACUUCGGCGAUGCUCUGCUGGAUGCUGGAGAGUCCAUGAAGCGCCUGGCCGAGGUGAAGGACUCCCUGGACAUUGAGGUCAAGCAGAACUUCAUCGACCCUCUGCAGAACCUGUGCGACAAGGACCUGAAGGAGAUUCAGCACCACCUGAAGAAGCUGGAGGGCCGCCGCCUGGACUUCGACUACAAGAAGAAGCGGCAGGGCAAGAUCCCCGACGAGGAGCUGCGCCAGGCCAUGGAGAAGUUCGAGGAGUCCAAGGAGGUGGCAGAGACCAGUAUGCAUCACCUCCUGGAGACUGAUAUCGAGCAGGUGAGCCAGCUCUCUGCCCUGGUGGACGCCCAGCUGGACUACCACCGGCAGGCCGUGCAGAUCCUAGAUGAGUUGGCCGACAAGCUCAAGCGAAGGAUGCGGGAUGCCUCCUCACGCCCCAAACGGGAAUAUAAGCCCAAGCCGCGGGAGCUCCUGGACCUCGGAGAGCCCGAGCAGCCCAAUGGCGGCUUCCCCUGUGCUGCGGCCCCCAAGACCACAGCUUCAUCAUCUUUCCGAUCUUCUGACAAGCCCAUCCGGACCCCCAGCAGGAGCAUGCCGCCCCUGGACCAGCCGAGCUGCAAGGCCUUGUACGACUUCGAGCCUGAGAACGACGGGGAGCUGGGCUUCCGCGAGGGCGACAUCAUCACGCUGACCAACCAGAUCGACGAGAACUGGUACGAGGGCAUGCUGGACGGCCAGUCAGGCUUCUUCCCCCUCAGCUACGUGGAGGUGCUGGUGCCGCUGCCCCAGUGACCGCCCCUCCGUCUGGAUCUCGGCAUUCCACACCGCCAGGGCAGUGCUCGUGGCUGGCGGGGCGGCCCGCUUCCUGCCGGUCCAGGGGCAGCAGGGUCCCUGUUUACACUAGCACUCACCGCCAAGGGGCUCCCUUCCUCACUCCGCGUGGCCGUCUUGGGGCUGGGCAGUGUUCCCCAUCCUGCUGCUCUAGACUCUGCCCCCAGCCCACCCGCCCGCCCCAGGAGGCUCACACUAAGGUGCUCUUAGAAACACUAACUCCUACCACUCUCCAGGGACGGGUGAUUCCAGGUGGACCUCCUCCUCUCCCCCCACCUCUUUCUCACACAUACAGAUUCAAACACGUUCUUUCCCACCUCCAUCCACACACAUACAUGCACACUCACAUCCUCUCCUGUUUCCAUCCAACAUUCACACACAUGUACACAUGUCCUCUCCCACCUCCAUCCCUCGCAGCCCAGAGACUUGCCCUAAAAAGGAUGGGACUGAACGUUGGUGCGAUGGGGUGGUCUAGGCAAGACCCCCUAGCUGAGACUCACCACCCUGCUUUUAAAUUCCCCCUCCAGGGUCCCCUGGGCCCAUGAAUGCCUACAGAUGCCACCUCCUUGGAAGGCCCUCACCCCUUCCUUCUGGCUGGGGGCUCACGAAGAGAUGAGCCUGGGGGUCUCAGAGGCCAGGGCCCCCAAGGACAGGCCACCUCCCUCCUGCAGGGCACUGAAUCCCACACACUCUGGCCCACCGCCCCAUCUCCAGCCAAGCACAGGGAGCAUCUCUCUCUGGCACAAGCUGCCAUGACCAGCAAACACAUACAGUGUGUGUACACAUACACAUAAAUAUACAGACACACACGGGACCAUGGGAGCCCAGCCUCCACUAUGUGGAAGGUCAAGCACAAAGGCUUUGACAAGUGAAUGUUCCUGAGCCCUGGCUGCUGGGACCUCUGGGGAGUCCCGGGCAACUCCCUGUCCCAAGCCAGCCACCACACCCUCUCUGGACAGUGGCUCAGGCAUCUCCACACCAAGGUAGGCAGCUGCCCAGGCCAGCAGCAGACCCUGGGCCUGGCUCACAUUCCUUUCCUCUGGUGACUGAUAAAGCCCCCAAGGACACCAGGCCCCCCCUAUUGUCCCUGAGGCCCCCUGGUUAACCAGCAUCUGGAGGAGGCACAGAUGUCAUAGCCUGGGGCAGAUCCAAAUGUAAUCCUGAUGUUUUUUUAAAAACGUAUUAAAUGUCUCUUUCUACAGUC